Messenger RNA from Pseudopodoces humilis (Tibetan ground-tit), 3642 nucleotides. RefSeq names its product pleckstrin homology domain containing A2 (gene PLEKHA2). The record is from RefSeq and is a predicted model, not a curated record. NCBI's taxonomy places the organism in Eukaryota, Metazoa, Chordata, Aves, Passeriformes, Paridae.
CUCAUGUCAGGCCCUUUGUGGCUACGUUGUCCUCUCUCGUGGGGUUUGGUGGCUCAUGGGAGUGAUGGGUUGGGUGAUGCCAGAAGGAGCCCGGCAUGCCGUACCUGGAUCGACAGAACCGGAUCUGCGGCUUCCUGGACAUCGAAGAAAAUGAGACCUGUGGCAAGUUUCUGCGGAGGUAUUUCAUCCUGGACACCCAGGCCAACCACCUGCUGUGGUACAUGGACAAUCCUCAGAACCUGGCCAUUGGAGCAGGUGCUGUCGGAUCUCUGCAGCUGACCUACAUCUCCAAGGUUAGCGUUGCCACCCCGAAACAGAAGCCUAAAACUCCGUUCUGCUUUGUUAUCAACGCUCUGUCCCAGCGCUAUUUCUUGCAAGCCAGUGACCAAAAGGACCUGCAGGACUGGGUGGAGGCACUGAACAGGGCCAGUAAGAUCACGGUGCCAAAGGGUGGCAGCGUCCCGCCGGCCACAGAAAUCACGAAGCCUUCUGUGGUGGCCCAGGCGCAGGAGAGGAAGCCCCAGGUGGCCUACAAAACCGAGAUCGUUGCAGGAGUAGUGGUGCACACACCCAUCUCUAUCAACCAGGACGGCGGGGAGGGCAGCGAGGUGGCCGCGCAUCCUCUGCUGCGGCGCUCGCAGAGCUACAUCCCCCCCUCGGCUGCCAGGCCGCCCGCCGGGCCGCCCGCGCUCAAGAGCGGCUUCUGCGUCAAACAGGGCAACGUGAGGAAGAGCUGGAAGCGGCGGUACUUUGUUCUGGAUGAGUUUUCCAUCAGUUACUACAAGUGUGAGCAGGACAAGGAGCCUUUGCGUUCGAUUCUCUUGAAAGAUGUUUGCAAAACCCACGAGUGCCUGGUCAAGUCUGGUGACCUCCUGAUGCGAGACAACCUCUUUGAAAUCAUAACGGGCUCCAGGACUUUCUACAUCCAGGCAGACAGCCCCGAGGACAUGCACAGCUGGAUCCGGGCGAUCACAGGGGCAGUGCAGGCCCUGAAAACCCGCCCCAGGGAGAUGUCCUUUGUGAGAUCCAGCUCCGUGGCCAGGCCCGGGGGCUCCUCGGGCCCCUCUCAGCCGCGGCCAUCGGCAGAGGAGCGGAGAGCCCUGUGCAAGGCACCCUCCAGCAGCUCCUGGCAGCCCUGGACGCCGGUGCCAGCGGCCGAGGGGCAGCGGCCGGCGCUGGGGGAGCUGCCAGCCCCGCUCAGGGACUCGGCCACGCGUGGCACACGCCUGCGCCACCGCUCCGAGCCGCAGCAGCUCAAGGGGAAGCCGUUUGCCUUUGACCUGGACGAUGAAAGUAUCCGGACCUCCGACGUCUGAGCGGGCACCGAGCCGCCGCCGGCUCCACCUGCCUGGCUGCGGGGAUCCCUGGGGGCCCUUCGGGGUGUGCGAGGUGGUCCCUUCCCUCCACCACAGCCCUUCCUGCAGUUCAGGAUCCACCUGGAGCCACAUCCCCGUUCCCUGCUCUGCAGGGAGCGGGGUCCCUGCCUGCUCCUGCCCACGCUUGGCCCCACUGGUUCCAUGGCGGUGCUUCUGGGCACUGCCGGCACUCGCUGUGCAGGGCAGGAGACGCUUGGGACCUGUAUGAGGGGACGUCUUCUGCAAUUGCAUCAUUUCCCCCACAAACCAGGUCUGGAUGAAGUGGCAGAAGGUCUUGGAGGCAUGAGGAGGGGGAGUGUAGCCUUUGUUGUGUUUGUAAAAUGUUUCUCUCCCCCUUGAUGCUGCUCAGAUUCCCCAGGGCAGAGCUGGGAGACACCAGCCUGCAGCUGCCCACUCGGGGACUCACUGCAGCUUCCCCUUACAACGACUUGUUCCCUCAGAGAGCAGCUCUUCCCACUGCCCACGCAAGGGUUUAUCAGCAAUCUGCUGGCUUUUGAUUAAGUCUUUUUAUACCUGUGGUUCCUGUUGAACCCCAGCCUGGGCAGGUGCUCAGCCCCUCCAAAGGCUUUUGGUGCUUCCUGAGCACGAGCCAGGGCAGGUAGCCGGAGCCACAGUGGCUCCCACUGUCCAUCCUCAGGUACGGUGUCAGUUUUGCACUGCACACACCUGGGCACAGAGAGCUGUGCCAGGUGGUGAAGAGUUUUAAGUAAAAAGCAACAAAUACCGAGCACCUGAUGGAACUGGGCAGACUUAUCCAGCCAACUCACCCACUGCCUGCCCGAGAUGGAAACCAGCAGGAGUUUCUAGAGCAAUGUGAAUCCUCAUUUCCAUAACCAAAUGAGCUCCUGUAGGUGUGAUAAAUAGUAUGUAGAAAAUCCAGGUGUUCCCUCAGCAGAGAGAUCGUCUGAUACCUUCACCCCACGAGUGUGUGCAAUCCCCGGGUGCCGAGCGAGAACUCAGCUUCCCUUUCACUUCCCUGGCCAUGACACAUCCUCUGCUCUGCAGGCUCAGCCCAGUGUGUUCCCCAGGAGCAGAACAUCUGGUUUGUCCUGGCCCUUUUGGGGCCUCCAGCUGUUUGACAGCUGUGCCUCAGCCUGAGCCUUGACUGACCUUAAUGCUGUCCCAGUGGUUCCUCCUGCUUCAGUCCCCUGUGGGACCAGCAGGGCUGCUGCAGGAUGGGCACAGUGGAGCUUCGUGCAGCUGGGGAGGCAGGAAUGGGGUCCCCCAAGUCCAGGGGGAAGAGGGUCUAAAAGGGGAUUGUGUGGAGGCUCUGGAGAACACAGAGACCAGGAAAAUGAGCGGGAAUCAAUGCAAAUGGUACAAGGUGAGUGUUAGUAUUAUUUAAUUGUAGCUACCUAGAUCCUGCUGUUCCUUUUCUGCUCCUUUUUUCUUUAUUUGCACUAGAGUUUGAAACUUUCAUUUUUUUAGGCUGACUUGCUGUUUGGCUCUGUUUCAAGAAUGUUUUAGUAGUUUGGUAAGCCCAUCCAUCAGUCACAGCAUUAGAUAAACAGCGUUCUGAUCUUGGUUUUGCAGAGCAGGGAAUGCAGAGGGAUGAUGGUUCCUUUGUGCAAGGCUUUGGAACCACAGACUCCCGAGUAUUCCUGGUGCUUGAUAAUUGCACAGUUUCUUCAGGCCUGGGAAGGUAAAGCAGAGGCUGGUUGCACAAUUAAGGUUAAUUAUCCAGGAGCAGAAACUACCAGUGGCUCCAGCACUAUUGCAACAUUCCUCUUGCUCAUUCCCACCCUCCAGCAUCCCAGCACAGCAUAAAGGCUGAAUGUGAGGUUCAGACAAGUGUGGAGCUCAGCUGGGCUCCAGAGCCAUCCGUAACACGGGUGCUGUUGGGAGGGAGGGAUUUCCCUCCCAUUCCAAAGGUGUGGGUGGAUGCAGCCAGACCUUGAUGGAGCUUUGUGGUUAUUUUAAAGAAACUGGUUUUCCCUCAGCUCUGCAUUCACUCCUGGCUCAGGCGUGGGAUGGACACGUCCCCCUGGAGCUGCUCCCUCCUGAAGCGUGUGCUGUGGGGCUUUUCUGGGGGUGCUGCAGGUUCGGGGUGCCUGGCAGGGCCAGGGUGGUGGGAGAGAGGGGUUUGCCAUUCUCACGUGGUUCCAGAUGUUUGGAAGGUGCUGGCUGGGGAUUUCAAGUGCUCUUAGGGCUGGGGCCCUUGCAGGCAAUUCUCCGUGACUCCCGGGGUGGGGGCUACCUGCCUCCCAUGCCUCGCCUGUAAAUGCUGCAAUGCCCUUUCUCCCCUGUGUUUUUAAAUAAAGAAGGA